Schistocerca piceifrons (Central American locust) is the source of this 1377-nucleotide messenger RNA. Its product is annotated as neural cell adhesion molecule 2-like. Gene Ontology annotation, molecular function: protein binding. The transcript has 8 exons. The coding region runs from base 1 to 1377 and encodes 458 amino acids. The record is from RefSeq and is a predicted model, not a curated record. NCBI's taxonomy places the organism in Eukaryota, Metazoa, Arthropoda, Insecta, Orthoptera, Acrididae.
AUGCCGUUUAACGCGCAACUUGCAGUGCCUGCAAGGCCAGCUCUCAGUACCAGUAGCAGCCGACCAGAGGCGAUCCAGAGCCUAUUUCAGAGCUCUGUGUCGCCGCUGGUGACGCAGCUGCUUGGGGAGAACCGUCCGCUGAGCGCGGGCCGGCAGUACGAGGUGUCCUGCCAGACGGUGGGCUCGCGGCCGCCGGCCAAUGUCUCCUGGUGGCGCGACACACUGCUGCUAGAGGGCGCCAGAGACACUACGAGUGGGGACGGCAACGUGACGACGAGUACCCUGUCACUGUCCCCUGUGGCUGACGACUCUGGACGGCAACUGUGCUGCAGGGCUGCCAACAUCCUGCUUCCGCCGCCAGAGGUCAGCGAGCAGCUGCACGACUGCCGGACACUGCACGUCCGCUACAGUCCCAUCGUGGACCUGGAGCUGGGCAGCAAUAUCAACGGCAGCGCCAUUCGCGAGGGCGUCGACGUCUACUUCGAGUGCAACGUUCGCGCCAACCCGUGGAUCCAUAAAGUCGUCUGGAGACACAAUGGUCGGCAGCUGCACAGCAACCCGAGCGCCGGCACGCUGCUGAGCAACCAGACGCUGGUGCUGCAGGCGGUCAAGCGGCAGCGCACGGGUCUGUACACGUGCGUCGCGAGCAACUCGGAGGGCGACACCGAGAGCAACGCCUUCAACCUCGACGUCAAGUACGCCCCGGAGUGCGUGCACGGGCAGCAGCGCGUAUGGGGGGCGGCGCGCCGCGAGACGGUGUCGGUGCCGUGCCAGGUGGAGGCGCGGCCGGCGGCCACGCUCUUCCGCUGGGCCUUCAACAGCAGCGCGGGCGGGCCCAGCUCGACGCCGGCCGCCGUCACCACGCAGCCGGGCCGCAGCGUCGCCACGCACACGCCGCUCAGCGAGCGCGAUUACGGCACACUGCUCUGCUGGGCGCGCAACGAACUCGGCACCCAGCUGCACCCCUGCGUCUUCCUCGUCGUGCCUGCAGGGAAGCCGGACCCGCCCCGCGACUGCCGCGUGUCCUCUCGGUCCACGACGUCGCUGCAGGUGUCCUGCACGCGGGGCUCGGACGGCGGGCUGCCGCCCCAGCACUUCACGCUGGAGCUGCUGGCCGGCCGCGGCGGCCGCCUGGUGGCCAACGUCACCAGCCGCGCCUCCCCGGAGUUCACCGUCGCUGGACUCGAACCCGGCACCACCUACCACCUCCGCGUCUACUCCAGCAACGGCAAGGGCCGCAGCGACGCCGCGGCUGAGCUCAACGUCACCACCCUCCGGGCUUCGCAGCAACACCGGAGGAUCGAUGCUGGUGAGGAAGAGUCAAACUCCCAGGAGAAUAUUCCUACACACCAAUAUUCAUUAACAUGUUACUCUUAG